Messenger RNA from Talaromyces proteolyticus, 1332 nucleotides. RefSeq names its product auxin efflux carrier superfamily. Bases 1 to 1332 code for a protein of 443 amino acids. Lineage: Eukaryota; Fungi; Ascomycota; Eurotiomycetes; Eurotiales; Trichocomaceae. The record is from RefSeq and is a predicted model, not a curated record. Gene Ontology annotation, cellular component: membrane; endoplasmic reticulum. Gene Ontology annotation, biological process: transmembrane transport. The transcript is spliced from 5 exons.
AUGCCUCGCCUAGAGGACGGCUUGGUGCCACCCUUCCUGGGAGCUCUCCAGGCGUGCACUUCUGUCCUUCUAACCCUUUUCUAUGGGCUCGUCACUCGACAGGCGAACAUCAUCCAUGAACAAACCAUCAAUGACAUGUCCGGCCUUUGCGUCAAGCUGUUUCUUCCAGCAUUAAUCAUGGUCAAGUUGGGGUCGGAGCUACAUCUGGAAACUGCCCUGAAUUAUGUCCCGGUAUUCGUAUGGGCGAUUUCCUAUACCGGUAUAUCGGUUAUUAUGGGAUAUAUUCUCUCCUAUCUACUCAAACUCCCGCAAUGGGUUACGCCAACCGUGGCAUCCAACAACACAAGCUCACUACCCCUGCUUCUCCUCGAAACUCUGCGAGCCACAGGGAGUCUAAGGCUGAUAACUCUACCUGGGCAAUCCCAAGAAGACGCAAUGAACCGCGCACAGUCGUAUUUUCUCGUCUGUGCUGUAACCACCAAGACAAUCUCGUACGCCAUUGGGCCGCGGAUGCUGCAAAAUCAAAUAAAUCAUGAUACUGAAGAGACAACACAACCCCAGCAACAACCACACGACAUGAACGAUGACAACAACAACAUCGAAGAUCGAAACUCUCCGGCCACCGAGGAAGAAGCCAACGAACAAACCUCUCUCCUCCCCAGACCCGUACAGAGAGCUCGCCACAAGUUCCAUAAAGGAAUCCGCUAUCUCUUCUCCUUCGUCCCUCGGUUUUUGAGAAGAGGCUUCAGCGUUAUCGACUCGCCUUUCCUCGACCUAGCUAUUCUCUGCACCGCAACGGGGGUUUUAUUCGGUCUUGUUCCGAAACUUCACCGUGCGUUUUUCGCAUCUUACGAAGAAGGCGGGAUAUUCCAGGCAUGGCUGACGUCGAGCGUUGAGAACAUUGGCGGCCUGUUCACGAGUCUUCAGGUAUUUCUAGUAGGAUGUAAACUGGGUGUGAGUUUUGAAAAGAUGAGACGUUCGAAGAGGUCGGGAGGGGUUCCGAUUAGAGCGUUGCUGGUGGUGUUUUGCGUGAGAUUGGUUGUUUGGCCGGCAAUCAGUAUCUCCGGGCUUUACUUCUUCAUUAGAUACACCAAAGUGCUCCCGCAUGACCCUGUUCUUUGGUUUAGUAUGAUGGUUAUGCCGACGGGUCCUCCAGCCCUAAUAAUUUCCGGUCUGGCUGAGCUUGAAGAAGUGUCAGAGUUGGAGAAGAUGGCCAUAGCAAAAAUUGAUUGGGUGCAGGUUAUGUAUAUGCUGUCGCCGGUUGUUUCGUUCACUAUUACCGGUGCACUGAAGGUUACGGAGGCGUUACUCAAUUCGCAGGGGAAGGGAUGA